Babesia ovata is the source of this 4503-nucleotide messenger RNA. RefSeq lists its product as uncharacterized. Lineage: Eukaryota; Apicomplexa; Aconoidasida; Piroplasmida; Babesiidae. The transcript has a single exon. The coding region runs from base 1 to 4503 and encodes 1500 amino acids. The record is from RefSeq and is a predicted model, not a curated record.
AUGGCUUUCCUUCAUGGUGUUUUAAGUAACAUUCAGCCUCAUUUAGGCUUACAUAGAAAUACUAUUGAUGAAGCUAUAAGCUUUCUUAACGCCAAUAAACAUCGUGGUAAAGAUGGUUUUAAUAAGGCGAUUGGUAAAGUGGUGGAGGGGGUGAAGGGGUAUAAUGAGGGUGUGAGGAGAUCGAAUGAGAGUGUUAGCAAGCCUACUAAAAGACUCUAUGACUUUGCGAAAAAAGGAGGUAUGUGGUCUAAUGAGGUUAACGAUAUGCAGGUGAGUAUUGGGACUGAGCAAGAGGUUGAGAGGUCCGUGGAGCUGGUGACACAGUGCGUGAAAGACGCGCUGAAGUUUAAUGAUGCACUAAAUGUAGUCAAACAUCCUGACGUAAAGAACGCAAUUAAUGAUCUUAGUCCUAGUCUAACUGAUAGAGUACAUAGGCUGCGUGAGAGUCUUCAGCGUGAUACUGAGACGCUCAAGGACUAUUACCAGAAGAAGGAAGGGGGCAACGUGAAGUACAGGGGCAAGGAAAAAGAAAAAUUGGAUGAGAUGGUUACGCUCAUUGAGAAUAAGUUUGAGAAGCUUGCAGAGGGCGUGAACAGAAGGAUUAAGAAUGAUGUUGAGAUACUUGUUAAACUUCUGAAAGAAAAAGUUAAGAGCAUUUUGCAACAACUUAAGGCUAUUGAAAAGAGCCUGCGGCAGUACUUUGAUACAUUGGCAGAGUGGAUUAGCAAAGCAGAGAAGUUGGUGACGGGUGCAUCGGCACAUAUUGACAAAAUAUUGGAUGAGGUAAAAAAUAAUCCAAUGUAUCCGAAUAGGGGUGCUCUUGAAGCGGCCGUUUUGCAGCUGCGGGGUAAGGCCGAGGAGCUUUUAGCGGCCGGAAAGGACGCGAGGCAGAAGGCUCAAGAUGAACUGAAGACGGCGUUGAAGGCGGUGAACAGCAUGAACAGUACACUUAGGAUGGAUUUGAAUACAGUGAAAGGCCAGAUUCAGAGCGGUAUUAGAGAAUAUGUUGGCAAUCUGAAAAAGGUCUUAGAGGCAGGAAUGACGGAUCCGCAAAACAUGUGGGUUCAGAAGGCCGAGAAAGGUGUUACCGACAUAAAACAGGCUUUGCAGACGGGAGAUCUUAAGACGAAUUUAGGUAGCUUCGGAGUGAAGCUGGAAACGGUCAUCGGCAAGGCGACAUCAACUAAUCACGAACUUGGCCAAUAUAUAGAGAACGUCUUGUAUGAUCUUAAACAGAUAUCCGUUAAGUGGAAUGAUAAUCCCGAUCUCGCCGGCGCCAUUUCCGCUGACCUAACGAAUGAACUGGAAAAGGAGUUGCCGGAUGGUGGCAUAAACGUUGACAUAACGAGGAGAGCAGACAUUUUAAAGACUUAUAAGGAUCACGUCUCCCAAGAACACCUAACCGCCCUUAUGAACGGUAUUAUGCCAGAUGGCAAUAAAAAUCCAGGCGAACUCCCCAAGGCGAUCAAGAAAAUUGAAGAAAAAGUAACCAGCGCUUUGGUAAAGAUCGACACAAUUGAACCGGAGAUCCAGUCAGCCUUCGGCCAAGUUGAAAGCGAUCUCAACGCUCUCUGCAAUGCGAUUGCGAACGAAUGCACAUUCGCUAAAUUUAGUUUGAAGGAACUGAAAGAGAAGUAUUUCAGGGAAGGUAAGGAUUACACAAAGGAGGCUCAAGAGAGCGUCAAGAAGAUCAAGCAUGACAUCAACAUCCUGCUAAUUAAGGACCUGCAAGCCGUCAUUAAGGACGCUGAAGCCUUUGAGGGCUAUGCUAACAAAGCCGAAAAGCACUACGUAGACAUCCUCACAAAAUACGUGAACGAGAGAGUCACGGAGUCGCGCAGCGUCAUCGUCAAAGCAGUGCGCAAGCAGUACGUCACGAAAGUAAAAGCCUUAUUGGCGGCAUUCAGCAAGCGCAUCACCGACGAGCUCCAUGACCUUCCUACCGCAAUCACGAAAGACUCCGACAAGAACUACAAGGGGUUCAUGAAGGUGUUGUCGACGAAAUUGACAUCCAGUAAAUUAAGUGAGAUGCUGCCUCGGGAGGCUAAACUGGACACUUUAUCCCCCAAAGUUCAUGCCUUCUUCGUUACUCUGCUUGAUGCUCUGGAAACUAAUCGUGACGUCAUGCCAGAGACAAAGAUUGCCGAUCUGCAAAACAAACUAGCCCCUUUGUUCACUGAUCUCACUAAAUACAACAGAAAAUUUGUUAAUGACUUAACAGCACUUAACACUCUACUCACCGAAAUGCAUCCCGAUUCGUACUCCGCCCCCAGCAAUCCCCUGCUCGACAUCCUGAAAACAGGCGUACAGGGAUUGCACGAUGAGCUCAAAAAGGCGUACGUGUCGGCGUACGACGGUGAACCAUGGUAUACUGAACACGAAAACAAGUACGCGAAAAUAUGUUUCACCUGUUUGCCCACCUUAACUACCGCGUUGACUGAGCUUUACGAGAAUUGUAAAUCAGAUGGUGGCUGGAAGACUAAGACAAUAUGCGAAUUUGACAGCAAUAACAUAGAAAAUCCACUUGGUGCUUUCCUACGCAACUGUGGUUAUGAUGUCGCAGAAAAAGAGACUUCCAAAAACGGCGAAUUAAAAUUCCCUUCCACGACGUUCGUCGGUCAGAAGAUCUACGAGAAACUUAAUGAGGCAGUUGCCACGGCCGACGCUACUACACACCUCACAACGUGUCAAAACCCGAAAAAGAUAUUUAAUGUCACUGCUGUCCUUGACUGUCUUAAGAAGCACCUUAAUGAAUUUUACAAAGUCGGUCAUCAUUCCACAUUCACCUCAAGGAGACAUCCGUGUUCCGUGUAUGAAAUGCUUGCAUGGUCCACUGGUCUCCCGCAUAACAGAGUUUACGCUUCAUUAAUGUCACACGUUAAAUCGUUGUUCUACGCACCUAAAAACGCUGGCGGCUCGUCACGAAAACAGAUUGCGCCCAUUAACGCCUAUCCAUACGCCGUCACGCUUAGAGAUGUUGAGAAUGCCAUUGCCCAUGUUAUAUCCUAUUCACGUGACAUGCUCACUACUAUAGUUGGCCCCGGCGAUGCUAACUGCAGGUACGCCUGCGACUACUCCAACAACACGCUAAAUCUACACUAUCCCGCAGAUCCGUCACAGUGCCUUGGCAUGUUCAUUGACAUCCUCCGCAGAAUAUUGCCUCCUUUCAGGUUCAUGUUAGGCCAGUGUGGUCUAAGACCUGAGCACAACGGAUGGGCGGCCUGCCUUUACGGGCGGGAUGUCAAGCCAUCCAAAUGGGCCGGCGAAGAGCAUCUAAACGACAAACCAACUGGCCGACCAACUGGCCAACCAAACUGCCAGUCAAAUGACCAACCAAAGUUCCAACCAAAUUGUGAACCAACAUCUCCACUUCAGUCCUACCUAACCGACACCCUUGUUGGUCACAUGCCACAUCAGUUACAGUCGGUUGGUUGCACGGCCAAAUGUACGACGUGCUCAUCAAGUUCACGUCACAUGCCAUGUCUCACUCCCCUUGGUUUCCGAGCCUUUUCUGGUUCUACCAGGACAGGUUUUGAUUUACAUGAUUUGCUAUAUGGGUUUCUGAGUAACCCGCAUCUCGCAUCUCUGCUGUGCCUCUCUCCGAAGGCACCGGUAACGCUGCCAGAGCAUAUUAGUUUUGCGUAUUCAUUUGUUACUGCCUUGAAUGACGUAAGCAAAUAUCCCAUCAUCAAGGAUGUUGAAACGUCCAUCAGAGCGCGCUCCAUUGAUUUAUGUGAGGAUCCCAGAGAACUCACCGGUGUACUCACCGAUGCGUAUGGUUCAGACGCUGUCAAACACGGUAAAUGUAAGCACGCCCACGUCAUGAAUCUCACAAACACUGGCAUAUGUCAAAGCGCAGAGAAUGCUAUUGACUGUGCUCCCGGCAUCUCCAGUGUAUGUCGCGAUGCAUAUCGCUAUUUAGCCCAGAAGAAUUGUGACGCAUACCUAUCAUGGGCUCUGUACCUCCCAUGGGAGUUUUAUUCAUACCUUGAGCGCCUACUCGAGGCCUUCACGCAUAUAUUCUGCGAAGACUGGGGAUGCCGAAAUUGCCUGAAUGGCAAGUGUCAACGAGGACGCCACGGUAAUGCGGAACAACCGUGCCAUUGCACCUCCAUGGUCAACUGCAGAGGCGUGUCGCCGACACUGUACAAAUAUGGAUUCACUUUCGACGACGCCUGGCUGACGCGUAGAGGAGGGAAAGCAACUACAUGUAGUGACUUCAAUAAGCUGUUGACCAAUGUCCUCAAAUCGGAAUAUUUCACGAAGCUAUUUGAUGCGUGCGACAAAUUCAUCUUCAUCAUAAGAGCGCCAUUCAUCUGGACACUGUUAUCCCUCUGGUCGCUGUCGCUCCUGUACCUGCUGCACAUCCUCGUCGUCCGCCUCGACGUCCUCCGCAUCCGCUCCCACCUGAGAUCACCUUCCAGCCACAGGAUCGCCGCCCAGUCGCUCCUCGCCGUUGCAAAGGUUGGGGAAAUUGCCAACGUCAAGUACUUCUCACCGUAA